UGUGCUGCUGGUUCUCAGUCGUUCACUUUGUGUGUCUCGUCUCAAUGCUAUUCCCCUGCAGGGCAGUCUGGUGGAUUACCUGCGGUCUAGAGGGAGGUCUGUGCUGGGUGCAGACUGUCUGCUGAAGUUCUCGCUCGACGUGUGCGAAGCCAUGGAAUACCUGGAGGCCAACAACUUUGUCCACCGAGACCUGGCGGCACGCAAUGUCCUCGUCUCUGAGGACAACAUCGCCAAAGUGAGCGACUUUGGACUGACCAAAGAGGCCUCUUCCAUCCAGGACAUGGGCAAGCUGCCCGUCAAGUGGACAUCCCCGGAGGCACUGCGGGAAAAGAAAUUCUCCACAAAGUCUGACGUGUGGAGCUAUGGAAUUCUUCUGUGGGAGAUCUACUCCUUCGGCCGAGUGCCUUACCCCAGGAUUGCCCUCAAGGACGUGGUCCCACGGGUGGAGAAGGGCUAUAAGAUGGAUGCUCCAGAUGGCUGCUCCCCCGUGGUGUACGACAUCAUGAAGCAGUGUUGGAUCCUGGACCCGCUGGUCCGGCCCAGCUUUCGAGUCCUGAGGGAGAAGAUGCAGCACAUCCAGGCCAAGGAGCUGUACCUGUGAGGUGGGAGCCAGAGCGAGAGGGAGGGGGGGG
Polyodon spathula (Mississippi paddlefish) is the source of this 632-nucleotide messenger RNA. Its product is annotated as tyrosine-protein kinase CSK-like. NCBI's taxonomy places the organism in Eukaryota, Metazoa, Chordata, Actinopteri, Acipenseriformes, Polyodontidae. Gene Ontology annotation, biological process: protein phosphorylation; cell surface receptor protein tyrosine kinase signaling pathway; positive regulation of kinase activity. Gene Ontology annotation, cellular component: signaling receptor complex. The transcript has 4 exons. The annotation marks the transcript as partial. The record is from RefSeq and is a predicted model, not a curated record. Gene Ontology annotation, molecular function: transmembrane receptor protein tyrosine kinase activity; ATP binding.